Asparagus officinalis (garden asparagus) is the source of this 636-nucleotide messenger RNA. Its product is annotated as glutamic acid-rich protein-like. The transcript has a single exon. The record is from RefSeq and is a predicted model, not a curated record. The coding region runs from base 1 to 636 and encodes 211 amino acids. Lineage: Eukaryota; Viridiplantae; Streptophyta; Magnoliopsida; Asparagales; Asparagaceae.
AUGACAGAUUCCGAUUCGAAUGUUUCUGGGAUGGAAGGAUCCAUUAGCAGCGAGGAUGUGUGGUCAACACAUUCAAAUGAUUGGGAGAUCAACUCUGAGGAGACUGAUCUAGAGGAGACAUUUAGGGAGAGAGUGGAUUACUCUCCGAUUGGCCAUCACACCCGUAGGCAAUUGGCGAAGAGUGGCGAGCUUGAGAAUGAGGACUCCAAAGAGGAGGACCCUGAAGAGGAGGACCCCGAAGAGAAGGACCUUGAGGAGGAGGAACCCAUGGAGGAGGAUCCCGAGGAGGAGGAUCCCGAGGAGGAGGACCCCGAGGAGGACCCUAUAGAGGAGGAUCCCGAGGAGGAGGAGCCGGAGGAGAACCCUAUAGAGGAUGAGGAUCCAGAGGAGGAGCCCAUGGAGUGUGAAUUUGAGGUUAUGCAGGAGCCUCUACUUGGUGGGAUACUAGAGGGAAUUCCACUUGGAUGGGAGCUUGACUUGGAUGAGGAGGAUUGGGCAUGGGAGGAUGAGCCGAAGGUAGAGGAUCCUAUUAAGGACGAUGAGCAGGAGGAGAUCAGCCUAGAUGGUUAUGAACCCCAGCCAAUUGAGGACUAUGAUACGGAGUCUACUUCUAGCAGCUCUUCCACCUCUUCCUAG